Malurus melanocephalus (red-backed fairy wren) is the source of this 4807-nucleotide messenger RNA. It is a transcript of the gene ZNHIT6, whose product is annotated as zinc finger HIT-type containing 6. NCBI's taxonomy places the organism in Eukaryota, Metazoa, Chordata, Aves, Passeriformes, Maluridae. The transcript is spliced from 10 exons. The coding region runs from base 27 to 899 and encodes 290 amino acids. Gene Ontology annotation, cellular component: pre-snoRNP complex; nucleus. Gene Ontology annotation, biological process: box C/D snoRNP assembly; maturation of LSU-rRNA from tricistronic rRNA transcript (SSU-rRNA, 5.8S rRNA, LSU-rRNA); snoRNA localization. The record is from RefSeq and is a predicted model, not a curated record.
GGCCCGUGAGGCCCCGCGGCGCGGCCAUGGCGGAGCGGGACGGGCGCGGCGGUGACGGGCGGGCGGCGGGCGGAGGGAAGAUGUCCCUGCACAGGUGUGAAACGUGUAGCAAAGAAGAAGCUAAGUACAGAUGUCCACGAUGCAUGAAAUAUUCGUGCAGCCUGUUGUGUGUAAAGAAACAUAAGCUUGCACUGAGCUGUAAUGGAGUCAGGGAUAAAACAGCGUUUGUCKCUGUAAAUGAGUUUACUGACUUGAACCUUUUGAGUGAUUAUCGUUUCCUGGAAGAUGUAGGAAGGACAGCUGAUGCUGCUGCUCGACACUGUAUUGUGCACAAUCCAGCAACAAAAAGACUCUUGUACUGCUUGAGGAACAAAGCUCGAGGGUGUAAUAUUGAGCUAAAAACACUGCCCGUUGGAUUUACAAAAAGAAGAGAAAAUUCCACCACCUUCAAUUCCAUGGAGAACAAAUUUUACUGGCAUUUGAAGCUCAUAUUUCCUCACUGUCAUGCUGAAUACACUUUAAAAGGGGUGCCUGAUGAUAAAAUACUUGCUGAUAUCCUCAAGCCAUACAUUGAUCCAGUGGAGUCAGAUCCUGUAGUUUGUCAAAGAUUAAAAAUCUACACAACAUCUCCUCAGUCAGAUGUACGAAUUUUAAUGAAAAUAGAAAACAGGAACCGAAAUUCUGUCAGGUACAAUGAACUGGAUGCCAGUAGAAGCCUCCGAGACAAUCUGAAAGGCAAAGUAAUAAUUGAGUAUCCAACAUUAUUUGUAGUCUUGAAAACAUUGAAGAAUGACAUGGUGGUCCUUGGCCAAGAUGGCAGUGAACCUGCAGAGAACUCAGACAGUGAAAGCUCAUCCCUUUCAUCUGUGGAAGAAGGGGAGAUUCGGGACAGUUCAUGACAGUUCUUUGAGAGAAGAGGGUGCAAUGAGCCUUUAUUUUUUUAAUUAUUUAAUUAAAAUUUUUUUUAUACAAAUAACUUCCUAGAGAUUUGGCUUAACUCCCUUUGCUAAAGGUAGCACUCUCAAAGUGCUUGACUGUUUUUGGUUUUAAUAAUGCGUAUUUAGGGAUGUAAAUAAAAAGAUGGGGAAUUGUGGUUCCAGAAGAAAAAAAAAAUUCUAAUUGCAGUCUUUAAUUGCACCAGUGUUUUUUCCUUUUUCCCUAACCAGCUCAGUGCUAAAUUUUUGGGUUUAAAUAUCUGAUCACAUAUUUGUAUUUAUAUGUGGAUUUGAGUCUUAAUGCUUACAUUUACUGGGGGAAAAAAAGCACAGUUGUUUCAUUAGAUCARUUUUCCUUUUACUGUUACACACUGUUCUGUGUAACACUAAGCUGCUGAAAAUGGUCUUAUGUUACUUUCGACUUUAAUUUUCUCUGGAGACAUUUUGGGUGCUUGGUGCAAUACUUAAACUUUUUUUUUUGUUCCCUACUUAGUUGCAUCUUAUUUCAUGUUUUAAUGGACAGGUCAGACUGUGUUUUCAGGGUGGCAUGUUGCUGUGUUUUCAGUCUUCUCUCCAGAUCUUCUAAAUUAGCAUGGAUUUUAAAAUCCAUGGAAAUGGAUGCACAGACUGGCAGUAAUGCAAAUAAUGCUGGACUUUUAUAGAAUGCUUGUGUUACGCAUCUCAUAUUCCUAGUACCUACAGAAGUUAGGUAUUGUAAAUACUUACUGGCAUAUCAGCUAUAUUUACCUACUUAAAUAAAUCRUAAAGGAAAAAAAAAUCCUGUAUUGUAUUGUCUGCUGACAGUUGUUGAAUUCUGAGAAGGUUCCUAGAUCACAGACCACUUACCCCUGUAUCCAAGUCCCCCGUGCCUGUGGGGUGUGUUGGAGGAUGGGAACAGGAAUGCCACAGGCAGUGCAAGUCAGGUGAGCCCCUCUCCUCAUUGCACCAGGGCAUUCUCAGCAAUCAGCAUCAGCCUUCACUUUAGUUUUGCAAGAGUGUGGCCAAGCCAGCGUUUGUAAAGUCUUCAGGACAUAAUCACUCUAAAGAGCUCUCUGAGGUUGUUGCUGCCUUUGUAGUUCCCYGGUCUCUGUCUUCAGCUGGAGACAAGCACCUUUGUGUGUGGURGCCUGGGGUGUGUGCUGAGUUGCUGUGAGGAUGAUAYAUCAGUCAUGUAUGUUCUUCAGCCWGUGCUGAUAUUGUAGGUAGAAACACAAUAGAAAGCAGUGAAGGAACUUGUGGAGGUAACAGGAGGCUGUGGCAGCAGUACAGGAGAAAGCUCAGGCUUCCAGGCUCUCAGUCUGGGCUUCAGGGCUCCAGGCUGCUGGGUCCUCAGCAGUCAYGCUGCAUGGAGGGGUUUUUUGAGAUGUUUGAAGUUUUAUUCCCUUYCCAAAGAAAUUGCAGUUAAAAAGUUGUUUGCCAGGACAUCUCACUACUGACAUUUGGACAGAGCRUCAGACCUUUGUAGUCUCACACUACUUUUUCUCCUGGUGGUAUCRUGUGUCCUUUGUCUUGUGUGUUUUGUAACCUCUGGUAAAACAGGAAAGUUUUUCUUUUUGCCUGGCAGUAGCCACCUGUGCUCUAUUUUCUUUCUUAGUCAUUGUUGGUCCUCUGCCCACCUCUUGUUUCAACAUUUGUUUUUUUAACCCUUUUUAAAGGACCAAAAUUCUUAGCUAUAGGUGCUGCUUUCAUAUUUUUUCAGUUCAAUGAAAGUGAAUAAGCUUUUCCUAAUCAGUGAUUGCUGCACACUGACUUGGUAGCCACAAAUUACUUUAGAGCAGUCUUGAACUCAUUCAUAGUAAUACCAGUAAAAGAGCAGAGCAGCAAAACUGCCACAGUUCAUUUGCCARAAAAUGUUUUAUCUGGAGUAAAAGCAUGGCAUUUGUGUUGUAUUCAUAGCACAGUAACAAUAAGAGUGCUGCAAAUACUAGUGUUGAUCUGCAUGUGUGUGUGAUUAGUCUUCGGCUGAGGAGCACAGAUUUCUGAUUUGCAUUACUUUCCUGUGCUCUUGGGGGUUUUCAUUAAUUGUACGAAAGGGUUUGCCUGUGGGGGUUUCUUUUCUUACAUAAAUCUACUUUAAGCUUCUUUGUGAAUCAAAGACAACAUAAUUUGUUUUUAAAUGAAGAUGCUGUUAAAGCUAUCCUUCAGAUUUAAAUCCUUCUCUACCUUAAAGAAGGCUUUAAAAAUGAUUGAGGAGCAUUCCUUUGGUGGUUACUAGAACUUCUCAGAUGAAGCUGGGAAUCAUCUUCCAGAGUUCARUCAAACUGAAGCCAUGGUAGCAUUUGCCAUUCAUUCCUAGGUUACUACUUUCCUAUUUUUACAGUUAAACUAGUUUGAAUAAAGGUGAUUCAUCAAAUACAAACUGAAAUGCAUAUCAGAUAUUUUAUUCUGUUUUCCUAAGCUUUUUCAAUUUUUCUUUAWAAUAAGAAAUCCAAAUUCUUCAUGUUAGUGGUAAUUCAUAAUAAUGAGGUUACUGAUUUAAUCUAAGUUUAUGCACUCUUUGGCUAGGCUGAUGUUUCUUACCAGGUUCAUAGGCAGYUAAGGAAAGUUUUUUAUUUCUCUCUGAGUGACUUAACCUGGAACAAGCACCUUGUAAUAAACUGAAGAGAGAAAAAGCAUCUUCUAUAUAUUUGAAAUUCUGGUCAAGCACUAGAAAUUUGAGAUACGGAGUUGAGGCUGCCUUGAAAGCUUCAGUUAUGUCCAUUUUGAGAACAUAGUAUUGUAGUCAURUUACACAGAGAUCCCUACAGGAGUCUGCCUUGAUUCAGAACAGAYCAUGUCUGUGAAUGAAAAGUGUGUGAUGUUUUAAUCUUUGUCAUUGAACACCAGCUUGCCCUGAGUGCUUGAUUUUGUGCCUACUAUGCUUACUCAUUUAUUUUCCUCUAAGAACUAUUUGUCACAGAAGGAACAAGCUAUUUCUGUGUAGCGUUGUUACAGCAUUUCUUUUAAUGUUUGGACUUUUCAGCAUGCUUGAGCUGAAGGACUAUCAGCUUACAAAGAGUAAAGGCUCUUGUCUUGAAUGAACACACUGCUUAAAAAAAUUAAAAGCUUAAUGAUGUCAUCCCUUUCACAAACCUUAAAGGACAAAAAUAGAGCAUAGCUAAGCACACAGCAAUAGUUGGGAGGCAGGACUGAGUCAGCCAUGGGAGAGAACUUGGUUCUUUUCCUUUUUUGUAUAACUUCCUGGGGGUAUGAGGCAUAAUUGAGUUGUCAUGGGUAAACAACGUUCUGCCCCCUCUCAGUGUAACAGCUCAGUUUUGAAUGAACACAUUCAAAUUCUAAGUUUUGCUGCAUUUAUCUUGGCAUUAGGAAUUGUUGAUCCGUAGAGGAAAAGAGGGGUCAUGCCACAGAAUCUGUGGCUGGCACUGGUCUUCAGAGAAAUGCUGGACCAGUUUUUGUUACUCCAGUCAACAGUGCAGUUUUACUCUGCUUAGGGAAAAUCUCUAAAUUUACAGUGCAGAAAGUGAGCUCUAGUCUGAAGCUGUACAUGGAUUUCUAAGUUCAUGGGRGUGCUGAUAAUAGGUCCAAGCUACGUGUUGUGUAUGAGCAUAGCUGGGAUUCAGUCCUUGCCCUGCCAGAUCCAACUGUGCUCUGUUGACAUCUGUAGGAGCUGAGAAUGUAUAACACCAUACAAGAGCAGGCUUUCCACGGGUAAAUAUACAGCUGUGAUGAUGUAACUUCAGACUCUGUUUAGUCACAAACAUUCUGCUUUUAGUCCCACAYUAUUUUCCUGAAAACAUUUAUUCUUCCGCCCUCCAAAGGAAAAAAUAUCUUGAAUUUAUGUUUAUGUUGUUGCUAUGACAUUCAAUUAAACUGUAUGCAGAUGCAGGUUCUGUUAAUAAGAGAAAAAGAAAUGAACUGUAUACUUCUGAGAA